AUGCCGCCCACAGUCGUCCUCAUCCGGCACGCCCAGGCCCUGCACAACCAAACCAAUACCUCCAUCCCCGAUCCCGUCCUCUCAGACGUCGGCAUCGAGCAAUGCGCGCAGCUCCGGCAGAGCCUCGUCCAGCGCUUCUCCUCCUUCAAGGGCAGCGUCGCCAUCAUCUCGAGCCCCAUGAUUCGCACGCUUCAGACGGCGAGCUUGGCGGCUGGCUGGCUUGUCGAGGAGCGAGGGAUCAAGAUUGAGGCUGAUGCCGACUGGCAAGAAAUCUCAGACAAGCCCUGCGACGUCGGCACCCCCAUCCCCAGCCUCGUCCUCAUCCCGGACAACCACACCGCCCACCAAUUCGCCUCCCCGAGCUACGACUUCUCCGCCAUCCACCCCCUCUGGCCCGACAAGACGGCGUCCCCCCUCGCCAGGCACCUCUUUGGGUACACGCGCUCUGCCGUCCUGCGCCGCGGCCGGCGGUGCCUCGAGAAGCUGCGCGAGCGGCCCGAGGACCUGGUGCUUGUCUUUACGCACUCUGCGUUUCUGCGCAACGGCGUGAAUGGGUGGUGGUACUUUAACGCGGAUUACCGGGUCUUUACGUUUGGAGAAAAGGGGGAGCUGGUGAUGGAUGAGGAGACGUUGCAAGGGGGCAUGGGAUGGUCGUGGGCGGAGAGGAUUGAGCUCGGGAGCGAGUUGCCUCCGGAUGAUGAUGAUGAUGAUGAUGAUGAUGAUAAGAAGGAGGAGGAGAGUGAGGCGAGGAUGGGGGAGAGGAAUUGA
Molecule: messenger RNA, 768 nt
Organism: Trichoderma reesei QM6a
Lineage: Eukaryota; Fungi; Ascomycota; Sordariomycetes; Hypocreales; Hypocreaceae
Exons: 3
Coding region: 1-768 (255 amino acids)
Cellular component (GO): cytoplasm
Molecular function (GO): phosphatase activity
Source: RefSeq, a predicted model, not a curated record